AUGAAAUGGUUAAUUCGAUUGGUUAUUCCCCUAUCAAUUGUGAUAGAUGCUGCAAUUUGUAUGUCCCGGAGAUACGUUUAUAAUUUUAUCAUCCCUGUCAAUUCAGUUAAUCCAUCAAAUAGCCUCCUUAAGCGUGACAUUUUCGCUGAAUCUGCUGACAUCAAUGAAGAAUCCACAACUAGCACCAACUUUGACAAUGAUUCCGGUACAAAUUCUAGUGUCCAAAUUGUCACUAGACCUCCAAGUGAAACAUAUAACGAGGAGACAUAUACCUUCAAAGCGGAGGUCAACAAAGUGAUGGACAUAAUUGUUAAUUCACUAUACACUGACAAAGAUGUAUUCCUCCGGGAGCUGGUAUCAAAUGCAGCUGAUGCUCUAGAUAAACGCAGAAUGAAUGCCAGCAGCAAUGCCAAGCCCGAAACCUUCGGGUCUAUAAGAAUCAAACCUGAUAAGGUCCUUAAUACAUUAACCAUUGAAGAUGAUGGGAUAGGGAUGACUAAGAACGAGUUGAUCAACAACAUUGGUACCAUAGCUGAAUCUGGAACUGCAAAGUUUCUUAAACAAAUUGAAUCUGGAGAUUUUGAUUCGAACCUGAUUGGCCAAUUUGGAGUUGGAUUCUACUCCGCCUUCUUAGUGGCAGAACGAGUAGAUGUUUAUUCCAAGUCAUACAAUGACCCAAAUGGCAUUAUUCAUAAGUGGAGUUCGAAUUCAAAUGGCACUUUCACUGUUGCUGAACAAAAGGGAGGAGAUGUGGAAAAGGUGUUGGAGUUGGGCGGCACAAGGAUUAUUUUGCAUAUAAGACCUGAGUGUGAUGAAUAUUUGGAGGAUUAUAAACUUAAGGAGUUGCUUAGAAAGUAUUCUGAAUUUGUCAAAUUCCCAAUUCAAUUGUGGGUAGAGAAAAUUGACUAUGAUCGUGUACCAGAUGAAAAUAACACUAUUGAAGGCAAACCCAUGCGAUACAAAACUGUCACUAAGAAACGUAACGAGUGGGAAACAAUCAACACUCAAUUACCCAUUUGGAGAAGGAGUGAAUCAGAACUUAAACCAGAGGAUUAUAUAGCAUUUUACAAGUCUACAUUUAAGGCAUACGACGACCCUAUGUCAUACAUCCACUUCAAAGUUGAAGGCCAAGUUGCCUUUAGUAGCAUAAUCUACGUCCCUGGGGCUCUACCAUGGGAAUUGUCUAGGAAUAUGUUUGAUGACCAGUCUAGAGCUAUAAGGUUGUAUGUGAAAAGAGUAUUUAUCAACGAUAAGUUUGCAGAAUCAAUUCCAAGAUGGCUAACGUUUGUACGAGGUGUUGUGGACUCUGAUGAUUUACCACUGAAUGUGGGACGUGAGCAUCUACAAAAAUCGCGAAUGCUCACAAUUAUCAACAAGAGACUGGCUUCCAAGGCUAUAGAAAUGCUGCGCAAUCUGCGUGCAAAUUCCACUAAUGAGAAGUGGCACAGGUUUAAUGACCACUUUGGCAAGUAUUUGAAGAUCGGCGUUGUGGAGGAUCAAGAGAAUCAGCAAUCUCUAGCAUCUCUGGUGCAAUUUUGGUCAAAUAAAAGUGGAAACACCCGCACUGGAUUGGAUGAAUACAUUGAUAGGAUGAAAGAUGGGCAAAAAUGUAUCUAUUUCCUUACGGCAGAGGAUAGGACAACCGCCGAAAAUUCUCCAUGUCUGGAGAAGAUGAAAAAGAUGGAUUAUGAAGUUUUAUUCGCAUUAGAACCAAUUGACGAAUUUUCCCUAUCCGCUUUAGGAGUCAACAAAUACAAGGACUUAUCUUUAGUGGAUGUGGGUAAAUCGGAUUUGAAGAUUGACGCCAGUACUGACCAGUCGAAUGGGUCAGCUGAUGAUAAAUCUGGAACAAGUUCUGGGUUCGAAACUCUAUGUGCAUGGAUGAAAGAUCUUCUGGUUGAGAAGGUGCAUGAUGUCAGAGUGUCAAGUAGAUUAACUGUGUCACCAGCUGUGCUGGUGCAGUCGGAAUAUGGCCUCAGUCCAUCCAUGCAGAAAUAUAUGAGACAGCAGGCCACAGCACAGGGAGUGCAAGAGGAAGAUGUUAUAUCCAAUGCACUGAUGACAAAACCGGUGCUGGAAAUCAAUACAGAGCAUAAAAUUAUUAGACAUUUGGAUGAGUUGGUGAAGGUGGAUAGGCUUGGUGACAAACCUAGGGAAAUCGCACUGCAGUUGUUCGACGUAGUAUCCAUUUUGGGUGGGUACACCAUAAAGGAGCCUAGUGUAUUUGCCAAACGAGUACUAAAUUUAAUGCUCUCAUUUGUAGAAAACAACACCAGCACUGGCGGUACUUGUAGCAGUGACAGCCCUGCUAGUAAAGGCGGGGCUGACGCUUAA
This is a messenger RNA of Babesia microti strain RI, 2334 nucleotides long. Its product is annotated as Heat shock cognate 90 kDa protein. NCBI's taxonomy places the organism in Eukaryota, Apicomplexa, Aconoidasida, Piroplasmida, Babesiidae. The transcript has 5 exons. The coding region runs from base 1 to 2334 and encodes 777 amino acids. The record is from RefSeq and is a predicted model, not a curated record. Gene Ontology annotation, cellular component: plasma membrane; protein-containing complex; cytosol. Gene Ontology annotation, biological process: protein folding; protein stabilization; cellular response to heat. Gene Ontology annotation, molecular function: ATP hydrolysis activity; ATP binding; ATP-dependent protein folding chaperone.